AUGGCGAACCUUUGGUUUCAUUUUUCCUUCUCCAUGUUCUCAUUGCUUUGCUAUCUCAUGGUCUGUCCAACUUUAUGUCACACCAAUUUCGCCAAAAACGAUGAAUUGGCACUUCUUGCUCUCAAAAUUUCUGUGAGAGACCCAUUCAACCACUUGUCUAAUUGGUCAAACUCUUCCUCCAUUUGCAAUUGGGUUGGGGUUACUUGUGAUUCUAAAGGUGAGAGAGUAAGUGUAUUGAAUCUUGCUCACAUGAGUCUCAUGGGCACCUUGCCGCCACAAGUGGGGAAUUUGUCCUCCCUUGUUGAACUUGACCUUCAUAAUAACAACCUUCAUGGUGAGUUACCGAAGGAGCUGCUGCAGUUACACAAGUUGAAAAUUCUCAACCUUAGCUAUAAUGAAUUUGAUGGGAAAAUUCCAGCUUGGAUUGGAAGUUUAUUCGCUCUUCAACACCUGAUCUUUCAAAAUAAUAGUUUUCAGGUUGUUAUUCCUCCAAAUGUAUUGAAUUUGUCGAAGUUAGAGACAUUGGAUUGGAAUAACAAUUUCAUCCAUGGAUCUAUUCCACUUGAGAUUGGAAGGCUUCAACAUUUAAAUAUUUUAUGUAUAGCAGGGAACAAUCUUUCAGGAAAUAUACCUCCAACUAUUUCUGGCUUAUCCUCACUUGAGCUGAUGUCUUUGUCAUUCAACUCUUUAAAAGGAGAUAUUCCCAAAACAAUUGGUGCUCUCACAAACAUGAAAGUUAUAUACCUAGAGAUUAACAAGUUGUCUGGGCAAAUGCCAAGAAGUAUUGGAAACUUGACUAUGCUUCAGGAAUUAUAUCUCAAUGACAAUAACUUAGAAGGAGAUAUUCCAAAUGAAAUUGCCAAUCUUACUAAUCGUAAAAUUAUGCACUUGGCUCAAAAUCAACUCAUUGGCUACAUACCUAGAAGCAUUGGAAGUUUGGUUUUGCUUCAGGAAUUAGGUCUUGGUUCCAAUAAUUUACAAGGUGUAUCCUUGCCAAUUGAAGUGGAAGUAACCCUAGCAAGUGAAAAUGGAGAUAUAGGAAAUAUUCCAAGAAGUGUUGAAAACAUGACAAUGCUAGAAACGUUGGAUCUUUCUCAAAAUAACUUGGAAGUGCGUUCUUCUUUCAUGCACUGCAUGAUAGAUGAUGAUUUUGAUCCAACAUUCCUCUCAAUGACUCAUCUUGGAGCCCCACCCAACUGUGUGAGAAACUUCAGAUAUAUCUUCAUUUUUCAAUUCGGUGUGACGCAUCUGUGCGCACACAAGGACACCGGACAACAGUACACGUGCAAGAAGAUCGCGAAGAGGAAGCUCACGAACAAAGAAGACAUCAAGGACAUGAGGAGGGAGGUUCAGAACUUCAGAUAA
Prosopis cineraria is the source of this 1365-nucleotide messenger RNA. RefSeq names its product leucine-rich repeat receptor-like serine/threonine-protein kinase At1g17230. Gene Ontology annotation, molecular function: protein binding. The record is from RefSeq and is a predicted model, not a curated record. The coding region runs from base 1 to 1365 and encodes 454 amino acids. The transcript is spliced from 7 exons. Lineage: Eukaryota; Viridiplantae; Streptophyta; Magnoliopsida; Fabales; Fabaceae.